CCCACGCCACUCCCUGCAACGGUGAAGGAGAUCACAGCGUCACCACACACCGAGGCUGACAAAGAACCUCACAACCCCCGUCUUCAAGUCACAGGAACUCCAGUGGGCAUUCCUGAAGUGGGUAAAGAAGCACAUAUAUUAUUAGAAUCUACCGUGCAUGCGGGAAGUGCAUAUACAGCAAAGAGUUCUCGGUAUAUAAACGCUGCUACCACCAUCAAAACCUUUGUUGAAGAAGGACGAGAGGUUGAGUCUCUGGAAGAGUCGCAAGACACCCUCAGUACCCACGAGACGUAUGUUGUGGCCGGUGAAGUAAUGUCUUCUUCAGUCUUAGACCCAGCGAACCAUGACACAGCCGACCCGGAGACCAUUGCGGAUAACACUGACGGGUUACAUCCAGCCAUAGGUGUCAGGCAGGUAGUGAAGCAUAUAUCGUCCGAAGUGUCGAGAACCCUCCACAACUCCCCUGACCACGAGAGCACGAUGGGGCUGCCACAACCUGACGCCGCCCACACCGACGAACACUUCUUCAUGCACCCGCUGCCUCAGUUUCGGGAAUCCGUCCGGGAUCCAGAAGACACAUCUGAGGAGCACCUGGAUGAUGUGACUGACUCGGAGAGUUCUUUCGAUCAAACAUUUGUGGUGCAUCCACAUCGUCCUUUUGGAGAGAAUAGUAGAGAUGAAGCACUUUCUCCUCAUCACAGUGAAAGAGGACACAAAGUUCUUCAAUUCCAGGGCCCGGUAGUAAUGGAAUCUCUGGAUGAACCAUCAUUGGUUCCUCUAGUUGGACAGACAAAGGAAAUCUUGACGUUAAAAGAUGAUGAAAAGGCCAUUCUUGCACUUCUAAAAGUUGCCCAAGACUCCAACACCUUUGAGGACCCAUUUCAGGUCAAUUCCCUAAUCCAAAACAACAAUCAGGCCACUUCAAAUACCGACCAACUUUACCCAACAAUAUCUUUUCUACACGAAAACGAUACCCAGAUUCCAGCUGAUGAGUCUAACCCCAACGCUCACAGAACUGACUAUGUAAGCCUUAUUGACGAAAACAAUGAUCCAAGACUGUUAAAAAAGAAAGAAUCUAAAUCCCUCGAUGCCAGGAAAUCUGUGAACGCUAUAGAUGUCGAGGCUAAAGAUGACGUCUCAGUGAAAGAUAGCAGUGACGAGGCUGAAAUCGGUGAUGACGCAGUGGGUACCACAGCCAAACCUAUAUAUGAGGAGAUCUCUGACACGCUCAAGGUUGACACCAGUAUAGAUGACGUAGAAGACUUUGACUUACAGUUGAAACACACGGAAAAUACGGAUGACUUCCUUCCAACGACGAACCAGUCCCACCCGAAUUUCAUCGACGUCACUCUUCAUGUCGACCACCAGAGUGGCGACAACACCACGCUCCCGACGCCAUCCUCAACGCUCACACCCUUGUGGUCGACGGUCGAAGCUCCGCCAGCGCCGACCUCCAGUGACUCCAGCGAAUACCCUGUCCACUACCCGCCCAAGCUCUCGGCGCGUCCGGAUGUCGAAAGUACACCAACCACUGAGGGAGACACUGACGGCUGGUCGGUGUUCGUGGCUAACAUCACCGGCCUCAAUAGCACCAACGUGUCGCUGAACGAGUCGGUCUUCCAGAAGGUGUCCGGGGUGGCUCUGGAGGAGCACUACAAGCUCGUCCUCCACGAACGAGGGAGCCUGAUGCUGCAGCUGAUGGACCCAGCGGCGGACCCCUGCCACGACUUCUACCAGUUUGCCUGCGGCAGGUGGAAUGGCAAGUUCCCCAUUAGGCAAGACAAGGCGGUGGACAAUACCUUCGAGCGCCUGAAGGAAGACUUGGACGACGUGUUGAGGUCGUUGUUAGAGGAGCCGCCCCUCGACGAUGAUAACAUCACCACAGCCGUCAAGACUCUCUACACCGGAUGUAUGAAUACGGAAGCAAUCGAGGCCCUAGACGCGAAGCCGUUGCUGGACCUGCUGAAGGAGCUGGGCGGGUGGCCGGUGCUGGAGGGCGACGCCUGGAACGACACGGGGUACGACUGGGUGCGACAGAUGGCUCGCCUUCGCAACUACAACAACGACAUCCUUAUCUCUGAGUGGGUCGCCGCCGACAUCACCAACUCCUCCAACCACAUAAUACAGUUGGACCAGCCCGAGUUGGGUUUGCCAGGAAGAGAGUACUUCAUCAAUCCGGGCGACUACCAGUACCGGGAGGCCUACCUCAACCUCAUGCUUAACGUCACCCAGCUCCUCGGGGCCUCCGUCGACACCUCCCUCGUCGACAUGGCCGACGUCCUCCAGUUCGAAAAACAGAUCUCCCGGAUCCUGACCGCCGCCGAGGAGCGCCGCAACCUGUCCGCUGUCCACCGCCGGAUGACUGUCCAGGAGCUCAGUGCCCAGGUGCCCGAGGUGGACUGGAGGAUGUACCUGGAGACCAUCACCUGGCGAAAUAACAACACACAAGAACUGGUCGUCUUCGGCCUCGACUACUU
Messenger RNA from Procambarus clarkii (red swamp crayfish), 2477 nucleotides. The record is from RefSeq and is a predicted model, not a curated record. NCBI's taxonomy places the organism in Eukaryota, Metazoa, Arthropoda, Malacostraca, Decapoda, Cambaridae.